This is a messenger RNA of Lathyrus oleraceus (garden pea), 1207 nucleotides long. RefSeq names its product homeobox-leucine zipper protein HAT22. The record is from RefSeq and is a predicted model, not a curated record. Gene Ontology annotation, biological process: regulation of DNA-templated transcription. The transcript is spliced from 3 exons. The coding region runs from base 138 to 974 and encodes 278 amino acids. NCBI's taxonomy places the organism in Eukaryota, Viridiplantae, Streptophyta, Magnoliopsida, Fabales, Fabaceae. Gene Ontology annotation, molecular function: DNA-binding transcription factor activity, RNA polymerase II-specific; sequence-specific DNA binding.
CCCAACGCCCCCACACACACAAAAAAAAAGUCUCUUAUUCAUUCUCCACCUCCCUUUAAAACCAUCACCAUAUUUCUAAAUUUUUUCUAACACACAUCCCCACCCUCCACCCUCUAAAUCCUUCUCUCAAUUAUCAAAUGGCUCUUAUUAACAAUAAUCAAGAUUCCAAUAACUCAAAUCUCCACCUUGUUCUAGGCUUAUCUUUAACUACUCCAAAGGAAACAACUACCACCACCACAACCACCGUGAAUCCCUACUAUUCCUCCUCCAACGAGCCUUCCUUAACGUUGGGACUCUCCGGCGAGAGUUAUAACCCUCCAAAAAAUAAAACCUAUGGCGAAGAGCUUUGUAGACAAACUUCUUCGCCUCACAGUGUUACUGUUUCUUCGUUCUCAAAUGGGAGAAUACUUCACGUGAAAAGGGAGAGAGACGAAGAAGAAGACAUAGUAGAAGAAGAAGAGAGAGUUUCUUCGAGAAUAAUCAGCGACGAAGAUGAAGAUGGAACAAACGCUAGAAAGAAACUUAGGCUCACCAAGGAACAAUCUCUAUUACUUGAAGAAAGCUUCAAAUUACACAGCACUCUCAAUCCUAAACAAAAACAAACUUUAGCGAAACAAUUGAGUCUAAGGCCACGACAAGUUGAAGUGUGGUUUCAGAAUCGGAGAGCCAGAACAAAGUUAAAGCAAACAGAGGUAGACUGUGAGUUUUUGAAGAAAUGUUGUGAAACAUUAACAGAUGAAAACAGGAGGCUAAAGAAGGAGCUUCAAGAGUUGAAAGCAUUGAAACUAUCUGCACAACCUUUAUACAUGCCUAUGCCGGCCGCAACUCUGUCCAUCUGCCCCUCCUGCGACCGGCUCGGCGGCCGCGUGGCAGAAGGUGGUGGUUCGAAUAAGAAGAUCAUCACUGCUUUUACUAUGGCUCCUAAUUCUCACUUUUAUAAUCCUUUCAACAAUCCUUCUUCUGCUACAUGUUAAAAAGAACAGAAGAAAUAUAAGGAGGAGUAUUAUAUUAUCCCCACAACCAUUAUAUUUUUUUGGUUGAGGAGGAUGUGUUGUAACUAGUAAUAGGUAGAAAAUUACAGUAACUGCUAAUUAUAAUUGUUUUUUAAUUUUGGAUUUUCUUCUCCUUUUAUAUGUUUAUAAAUCAUUAUAGAAUACCUUGUUUUGAGAAUCUAAAGAUGUUAUUAAAUAGUACUACUAUAUUUUUU